Messenger RNA from Gastrolobium bilobum, 1683 nucleotides. RefSeq lists its product as uncharacterized. NCBI's taxonomy places the organism in Eukaryota, Viridiplantae, Streptophyta, Magnoliopsida, Fabales, Fabaceae. The transcript has a single exon. The record is from RefSeq and is a predicted model, not a curated record. Bases 1 to 1683 code for a protein of 560 amino acids.
AUGGCUCGUGGUGCCAAUAAUCCUCGCCCACCACCAGCGGAUUCUUCCUCUGGUUCAUCUUCUUUCAUGGAAGAUUCUUCCAGUCCUCAUUUUUUGCACAAUGGUGAUCACCCUGGCCUGGUAUUGGUAUCCCAUUCUCUUACUGGUUCCAAUUUUAGUUCCUGGAAGCGUGCUAUGCUUCUUGCCCUUACCGCGAAGAACAAACUUGUGUUUGUUGAUGGUUCUAUUCUUCGCCCUUCUCCCAAUGAUCUGUUGUUUCCUUCCUGGACUCGUUGCAAUUCCAUGGUCAUAUCCUGGAUUUUGAAUUCUGUUACUAAGGAGAUUGCUGAUAGCCUCCUUUAUUUUACUACUGGAUAUGAGGUUUGGAAUGAUUUACAGACCCGUUUUUCCCAGGCAAAUGGUCCACGUAUUUUUCAACUCAAGCAACACGUUUCAUCUUUUUCUCAGGGCUCCCUUGAUGUUAAUGCCUAUUAUACAAGGUUGAAAUCCUUGUGGGAUGAGUUACAGGAUCACCUGCCUCUUCCCUCUUGCACAUGUGGUGCUCUUCAUGCGAUUCGCACAGGCAGGGAGCAGGACCACGUCUUGCAAUUUCUCAUUGGCCUUAAUGACUCAUUUUCUUCUGUCCGGGCUCAGAUUCUCCUCCUUGAACCACUGCCGUCACUUGCGAAAGUCUUCUCCAUGAUCUUGCAAGAAGAACGCCAACGUCAGCUCUCUAUUUCCUUGCCUAUUCCGGUUGUUCCUGACUCACCCCUUAUCAACUCCGCUGCCCCUCCUUCUCACAACCCACCCACGGCCGCUGCUACUUUUCAACGUCGCCCUAGAUCUGUUUGCACUUUUUGCAACCUUUCUGGUCACACACGUGACAAAUGUUUUAAAUUACAUGGCUACCCUCCUGGGUAUAAACCCAGAUCUCCUAGGCCCAACCCGACUCCUCACCAGGCCCAAGCCCAUUUUGCCCACUCUCGGCCCUCACCCCCACUUCUCCCUUUACCAUCGCCAGCUUCCUCACCUCACCUUACCUCACCGACAGCUACCCACUCCUCUGAUGUGCCACUUGCUUUUACCCCAACCCAAUAUAAUCAGCUGCUUGCGUUGCUACAUCAAAAUUCUGCACCGUCAUCUUCGUUCUCCACUUCGUCCGUUACUGAUUCCUCACCAUCGAUAGCAAGUUUCAGUGGUAAGCCACCUCUUGCUCUCCCUCCGUCUUGUUGGAUUUUGGACACAGGUGCCACGCACCACGUUUGUCUUUCUGCUACUCUCUUUUCCUCAUCUUCCUCAUCUGAUUCUUUGGUGUCUUUUCCCAAUGGGUCUUCUGCAGUGGUCACUGAUGUUGGUUCAGUGUCCAUUUGUGGUCUUUUUACCCUACACAAUGUCCUUUGUGUUCCUUCGUUUUUCUUCAAUCUUUUAUCCAUAAGUGCUUUAACACGUGAUUCCCCUAUUCUUGCUCAUUUCUCUGACUCUCAUUGUUCUCUUCAGGACCGUGCUUCGGCAAGGACGAUUGGGAUUGCUAGAAGACACGGCGAUCUUUACAUACUUGACACCACACACCUUUUCCCAGCAGAUAAUGUUCCCCAUUCCUUUUGUUUUUCUUUUACUAAAAGACCCUUCCCUCUGGCAUUCCAGAUUAGGGCACCUCUCUGUUUCCGUUUUAAAUUCAAUGAAAUCUUUGCUGGGUUUUUCUGA